This is a messenger RNA of Coregonus clupeaformis (lake whitefish), 4046 nucleotides long. Its product is annotated as neurabin-1. Gene Ontology annotation, molecular function: actin filament binding. Lineage: Eukaryota; Metazoa; Chordata; Actinopteri; Salmoniformes; Salmonidae. The record is from RefSeq and is a predicted model, not a curated record. Gene Ontology annotation, cellular component: actin cytoskeleton; postsynaptic density; cytoplasm. Gene Ontology annotation, biological process: actin filament organization; calcium-mediated signaling; neuron projection development. The transcript is spliced from 18 exons. The coding region runs from base 416 to 3724 and encodes 1102 amino acids.
ACCCAUCAACAUACACACACACAUUUCUCUACCAAACAUAGAACUCCACACACACACUUUAUCACUGGACACCAGCUUGUCUGCACCCCUUCACCCUGUUAAUGGUCACUCCAGUGAGACUUUUUCCCCUGAUGGCCCAAGUCCUACGGCUGACCCCUCAGACAGCAGGAGUGUGUGUGAUGGAAGUGUGUUAGAUGGGAGUGUGUGUGAGGACUCUGUGUGCUCCCAUGUAUUCAACCCACCUAGCCCAGCACCCAGCUCUCCCCACUCUCAGCCUCCAUCCCCUUCUUAUGACUCCCCUAGUCCUCUCACCCCAGUCUCCCCCUGUUCUGACCAGUCUGACUUCUAUGGCCCUAGUAGUCCUAAUGCUGACAACAGAAGUUUGUCUGAGGGGAAUGACCCUAAUGACCUUUACAUGACCCCUGGUGACCCUUUGACCCCCACCGAGAGGUCAAGGGCUAGGACUGUGAGGGCAGAGCUAGUGGAGGUGAAGAACGAGUCGUCUGAGAGCGAAGGGAACGAGGCAGAGGAGGAUGAGGACACCAUAAAGAAGGAAGAGGAGACCAUGAAGGAAGAGGAGGAAAGCAAGAGGGAGGAGAGCAAUGAGAAUAACCUGGUGGAUGAUGUGUUUGAAGAAUCCAGAGUGGAACCUAGAAUGUUAGAACAGAGAAUGGUUGAACCUACAGCGCAAACUAAAAUGGUGGAACAGAGAACAGUUGAACCUCCAGUAGAACACAGAAUGGUAGAACCCUCGUUAAGAGAGUGUGUGGAGGGAUUCCCUGACAGUUCUGAGGUGAGAGAGAAGGAAUCAGGGAGAGACAUGUUCCAGCAGGAGAUAGAAUGGAGGGAGGGGCAAAUGGAGGGAGAAAGCAGACAGUAUAGAGAAGAAGGGACGACAGGAGAGAGUAAGAUGGAGAACGAGAAGGUAGGGACGGAAGAAAGAGAUGAGGCAGGAGAGCAGGAGAAAGUUGAGGAUAGAGGAAGCAUGUGCAAUAAGAGCAAAGAAGAAGAAGAAGAGGAGAGAGAGGAGGACGGGAACGAGAAGGCCGGAUUGGAGCCAAGAGAGGAUAGGGUGAAGGAGGAAGAGAGAGAGGAAGAAGAGAGGAAGUGCAGAUGGAGAGUGGACGUGAAGGAUGAGGACAAAGAGAGAGAAGAGAGAGCGUGCCCCGAGAGAGGAGAGGAGAAGAAUGGAUCUGCCAUCAUCCUUGGGAUUGAGAACGAGGCCUUCGCGGAAGACAGGGAACGGGACUCGGAGUGUCGUCAUGGCGAUUGGUUGUGUCCUAGAGAGGACUCAGAAAGAUGUCCAACUCCGGAUCCAGAGGAGCAGCUCUCUGCUGAAUAUGAGGAGAUUCCCGGUCUUCCUCAUGAGGAUGAUGAGGGUUUUGCUAAGACAAGGAAGGUCAAAUUCUCUACAGCACCAAUCAAGGUGUUCCUUACCUACUCAAAUGCGGACUAUGACAGGCAUAAUGAUGAUGUUGACCCCGUGUCUGCCUCUGCUGAAUAUGAAAUGGAGAAGAGAGUGGACAAGAUGGACCUCCUCCCUGUCCAGAUAGAGAAAGGAGACGAGGGUCUGGGUAUCAGUAUAAUAGGGAUGGGGGUAGGGGCUGACCAGGGUCUGGAGAAGCUGGGCAUCUUCGUUAAGACCAUCACAGAGAACGGAGCUACACAACAGGACGGACGUAUCCAGGUGAAUGACCAGAUAGUGGAGGUGGAUGGGGUCAGUCUGGUCGGAGUCACACAGCUGUUUGCUGCCACUGUGCUGAAGAACACCAUUGGCACUGUCAAGUUUUUGAUAGGCCGGGAGAAGCAGGGGGAGGAGAGUGAGGUGGCUCGUCUGAUCACUCAGAGUCUGGAGCAGGACAAGAGACCACCUACAGUGGAGUUGCUAAAUGGAGGUGAUGAUGGUGGUGGUGCUCUGGGGCUGAGCACAGUGGAUGAGAGAGAGGAAGAUCUUCUCCUUACAGAGGAGGAGGAGGAUGAAGAGGAAGACAUAACCAGCCUGGACUCAGCCCAGCUCUGCUUUAAAUACCAACAGCUCCAGUUAAAGCUCAGGACCAGAUCAGACCAACUCUGCCUAGCCCGGGAGAAGCUGAGGGUUUGUGAGGAGCAGUGGGCCUCGUGGGAGAGUCGUCAGGAUGAGCUGGAGCGGAGUGUCCAGGAAGGAGAGGAGAAGGCUGACAAACUAGAGAAGUACUGGCAGGAGGCCCAGGCUCUGUGCAGGAUUGUGAACCAGCGAUUGGCUGACACUCAGAGCCAAUUCGACAGCCUAGAGGUCAAAUACAGCAAGGCCAAGAGACUGCUGAGGGAAUUCCAACACAGAGAGAAGGAGAGUGAGAGGAGAGAGGAGGAGCUGCAGAGAGAGAUGGAGGAGACCGAGAGGAGACACAGAGAUACCGUGGAUAGACUACAGAGACAGAUAGGUCACCUGGAGCGAGGGGAGGCGGUCCCUGAGAUCGACAACCAAUCACUGGACACCUCAUUUACCUCAAGUGCAGACUGGAGCAUUGUGGUGCCUGAGACGGGUCGGUUGGAUACCAGUGCUCACAGGGCCAGAGCACAGCUCGCCCAGAAAGCCAAGAGACACCCUCCCUCACGAGACAAACUCAGAGAGUCCUUCAGGAGACAGGGUGAGGAAGACCAGACUCAGGCCUGUGACGAGAAGAGACAAUCGCUGACUGCGUGCACACCCCGAGAGGCGGGACGUUCUGUCUCAGCAGGAGGUGACCGUGUCCACUCCAGCACCUCCUCUCUGUCUGCCCUCACCCCCCAGUCCCAUCCACCCUCCUCUCUCCUCACCCCCCAGCCAGGCCAGUCUCCUUCUAAAGAGGACAACUCUUCUACCACACACAAAUCAAAGAGAAGAUUCCCUGACUUCAGCAGCCUCCGCAAGUCUCUGAGCAGAGGGAGGAAGAGUGAGAAGGAGAAGAACAAGAGAAGGUCCCUGGAACACAGGGGUUCGUGUGGUGACCUGGUAGAUGACUCCAGCAGUGGCGUGUCUCCCUCAGGCUCUGUCACCUCCAUGCCCUCCUGCCUGCCCUUCUCCUGGUUUGGGGAGCGAGGACGGGAGAGACUGAAGAAGGAGAGAGAGAAGCUUAGGUCGGUCUCCAGCAGCAGUCUACCCUACAUGACCACCGGAGGCAGUAGAGACUGCCAGAGACUGAGUGUAGCAGAUGCAGGCAGUACCAGCUCUGCUCUCCUGUCAGGGAUGCUAUCAGAUAUGUCUCUCUCUGGGCGCUCUCAAACUCUCACCUUCUCCUCCUCAGAGACUCUGGAAGAUGACUCUGUCCUAGUUGGUAACAAUAAUCAAUGGCAAAGCCAACCCCUGGACCAAUGGACCAAUCAGCAGGUCUGUCUGUGGUUGAUUGGCAUUAGCAUGGACCAAUACGCAGCCGAGUUCACGGCCAAUGGUGUGGAUGGGCUGCAACUCCUCAAUCUGGACAACAACAAACUCAAAGCUCUGGGGGUGUGUAGUCAUAGUGACCGUGCUGCUCUGAAGAGAAGGCUGAAGGAGAUGAGGAAGACUCUGGAGAGAGAGGAGAGGGCGAAGGGAAUGGAGAGAGAGGAAAAGGAAAGUGAGAAGAGGAAGAUGGAGAUAGAAAGCAGAAGGAAGGGGAAGGAAAGGGAGAAGAGGAGCAAUGAGAGUGAAGGAAAAGAGAAGAAGAUGGUGGAGGGAAAAGAGGCCAGAUGUAGUGGUAAAAAGGUCAGAACAGAGUCACUCUGCUGAAGUCUGCACACUGAUCUCUGACCCCUAAACCCAGAAAUGUUUUAUCUGAUAAGUCCUACUACUAUUAGGCUCAUCUCAUGCAUUCCAGUCUUUAGACAAGCAGCUAUAGUCUCUAUUAUAGUCUCUCUAUCAGCAAAGAAAUGUCUUACUGUAAGUCUUCACCGCGGCUGGUGAAAUAUAGUUUUUAUUUAUUUUUUAAGUGUUUGUUGCUAUGUACAGACGUUUCUAUAUGCAUGUUGUACAGUUGAUGGCAUUAAGCACUAGAUUGUCUUUUAAGCUGUGAAUGUUUUACAUGCAUUAAUAAAUAAUGUUUCAAAACUUA